GUUGCAGGCACCCGCACACCGACUCUCCCGCCAUCGCCAUGGCCCAGCCGGGAAGACCCGCGUACAGCAGCCAGAAUGGGGCCGGGCAGCCGCCGCCACCGCAGCAGCUGUACAGCAACGGUCCUGUGCAGAGUCCACUGAUGAAUUCAUCACAGAGAUACAAUUCUUUGGUUCCAGGCACGUAUGCCCAGCAAAUGGCAACAAAGAAUCCUCUGCUUUCAUCUUCUGAACUGUAUAACCAUGGUGCAUCUCAGAAUGUUUCACGUUUUGGUAAUUAUCAGGGACCUGGGCAGACUCUUAGUAAAACACCUAUCGGAUCUACUUCCCUGGCAACAGCACAACCGGGGCCUGUUGCCCAAAUGCCUCCUCCAUUGCAGAACUCAGCUGCUAUAUCAACUUCUGCUGGUAGCUUUCAUUCUGGAGUUAAUCUCCCAGCACAUUCAAACUGGCAGUAUGGGCAGACUCCUUUGAAUCAGCCAACAAUGAUCUCUCAAGCAAACCAUUUUGCUCACACAGCAGCAACUCAGCCAUUGUCAUCAUCAGGGAAUACAAAUCUACCAGCAAGUUAUCAUGUUCCUUCCGCUGGAGGUCCUCCAGUUCAAAACAGCUAUUCAAGCCCAGGUUCUGUUCCUCUACCAGUUAAUCAGCUAACAUAUCCUUCAGUCAGGCCUCCUUUAGGACCUCCUACUGUUGGAAGUCCUGCCUAUACACAGCCCUUGGCUCCCCCGACAGCUCCACCACCAAGCAUUACAUCCCAAGCUGUACAAAACUCAGCAAGUACGCAAGAAGCAGGUGAUGCUACAUCCACUGCCAGUGAUGGAUCAUUGGUCCAAAACAAUUAUGAUACAAUAGAAGGUGGUGGUUUCCUAGCAACCACACAUACCCCUUCUGCCCCUCAGAAUCUUAAAAUGAAUAGACAUGUUGGGAGUGCGUAUCCUAGCUUGCCACCAGGCUACCAAAAUGCAUCUCUACCUGGAGCACCAAGAAUGCAGUAUCCAGGUGGACCACAGCAGUUCCCUCAUCCUGGCUUGGGAGCAAAUACCUUAGGUGCAUCUAUGGGUGGACUGAGUCUUCAACCAGAAGGAUUAAGACCUAUCAACCUUCUUCAAGACAGAAAUAUUCUUCCUGCAACUCCCUUGCAAGCACCUGUUCCAAUUUUGCAUGAAGAUAUACAGAAACUCAACUGUAGUCCAGAGUUGUUCCGAUGUACCUUGACUAACAUUCCUCAAACUCAGGCGUUACUGAACAAAGCCAAACUUCCUUUGGGUCUCCUGCUUCAUCCUUUCAAAGACCUAUCGCAAUUGCCUGUGGUAACCUCCAGUACAAUUGUGAGAUGUCGUAGCUGUAGGACGUAUAUCAAUCCUUUUGUCAGCUUCCUUGACCAAAGGAGAUGGAAAUGCAACUUAUGUUACAGAGUGAAUGAUGUUCCUGAAGAAUUUAUGUACAAUCCUGUGACGAGAGUUUAUGGAGAACCUCAUAAAAGACCUGAAGUUCAAAAUGCCACAAUUGAGUUUAUGGCUCCUUCUGAAUACAUGUUACGUCCACCUCAGCCUCCUGUGUACCUCUUUGUAUUUGAUGUGUCUCAUAAUGCGAUAGAAACUGGAUAUUUGAACACUGUAUGCAAGACCUUGUUGGAGAACCUAGAUUUACUCCCAGGAAACACUAGAACGAAAGUAGGCUUCAUAACUUUUGACAGCACAAUCCAUUUCUAUAGCCUUCAGGAAGGUCUCUCGCAGCCUCAGAUGUUAAUAGUUUCAGAUAUUGAAGAUGUGUUUAUACCAAUGCCAGAGAAUCUACUAGUAAACUUAAAUGAAAGCAAAGAGCUAAUUCAAGAUUUGCUGAGGACUUUGCCUGAGAUGUUUACUAACUCCCUGGAAACUCAGAGUGCUCUGGGACCUGCACUACAGGCUGCUUUUAAACUGAUGUCUCCCACGGGUGGUCGGAUUUCUGUGUUCCAGACACAGCUUCCAUCUGUUGGAGUAGGUGCACUUAAACCUCGCGAAGAACCUAACCAAAAAGCAUCUGCAAAGGAUAUACAUCUUACACCAUCUACUGACUUCUAUAAAAAGUUGGCUUUAGAUUGCUCAGGGCAGCAGGUUGCUGUUGACUUGUUUCUUCUUAGUGGGCAGUACUCUGACUUGGCUUCAUUAGGAUGUAUAUCAAGGUAUUCAGCUGGUAGUGUCUAUUACUACCAAUCUUACCAUCAGCAACAUAAUCCUCUUCUGGUGGAGAAAUUACAGAAAGAGCUUAAACGAUACUUGACUAGAAAGAUUGGUUUUGAGGCUGUCAUGCGGAUAAGGUGUACCAAAGGCCUUUCCAUUCAUACGUUCCAUGGCAACUUCUUUGUACGGUCAACAGAUCUCCUGUCUUUACCCAAUGUGAACCCAGACGCAGGAUAUGCUGUACAAAUGUCAGUGGAGGAAAGUCUGACUGAUAUGCAGGUGGUCUGUUUUCAGUCAGCCCUCUUGUAUACAUCUAGUAAAGGUGAAAGGAGGAUUCGUGUCCACACUCUGUGUUUACCAGUUGUUAGCCAGUUGAGUGAUGUAUAUCUGGGAGCUGAUGUGCAAGCUAUUACGGGGCUAUUAGCUAAUAUGGCUGUUGACCGGUCAGUUUCUGCUAGUCUGAGUGAUGCUCGAGAUGCAUUGGUGAAUGCUGUAAUAGAUUCCCUGUCUGCAUAUCGGUCCUCUGUCCUAACUAUCCAGCAGCCUGGUCUCAUGGCUCCCGUCUCAUUACGUCUCUUCCCAUUAUAUGUAUUGGCUCUCUUAAAACAGAAAGCAUUCCAGACUGGGACAAACGCACGUUUAGAUGAUCGCAUCUUUACCAUGUGUCAAGUGAAAAACCAACCUUUAGUGUACCUCAUGCUUAUGAUGCAUCCUAAUCUGUAUAGAAUUGACAAUUUCACAGAUGAGGGGGGCCUCAACAUCAAUGACAGAACAAUACCUCAGCCACCCAUUCUCCAAUUAUCUGUGGAGAAGAUAAACAGGGACGGUGCUUACCUUAUGGAUGCUGGCUCUGUCAUGUUUUUAUGGGUUGGGAAGAAUUGUGGACUGAACUUUAUCAACCAUGUCCUUGGAGUUCCAAACUAUGCAUCAAUACCACACAAUAUGACCCAUCUUCCAGAACUUGACACCGCUGAAUCUUCUAGAGUGUGUGCUUUUAUCUCUUGGCUGAGGGAGCAAAGGCCAUUCUUUCCUAUAUUGUAUAUACUAAGGGAUGAAAGUCCAUGGAAACCAAGUUUUCUACAAAACAUGAUAGAAGACAGAACAGAAUCUGCAUUAUCAUACUAUGAGUUUCUUUUGCAUAUUCAGCAGCAAGUGACUAAAUGAGCCCUUCUGUCACAUGGUUCAUCUGCUCAAAGGAACGUUCCUGUGUACAGGACACUUGUGCUUGUAAUGCUCCCGUAAAGUUUUUGGCCUGAUGCAGUUGACGAGAAUCUCACUGUGAUUUCCCCCCCAAAAAGCAAAGCAAAUAAAGGACCAUAGAAUCACAAGUACACUAUCGUGUAGUUGUACAUUAAACAAUUAAAAUCAAUUUGAACAUGUUCGAUGCCUUUAAUUUGCUGCAAAAUGUUUCACUGUAAGUAGUUGCGGCAUGAGUUAUCAAGGCGAUAUUGAAGAAAUGAAUCUUUAUAAAUUAGGUUUUUGUUCAAAAUGUGUUUUUAACCUUAUUUUUGUUUUUCUGCUUUGUUUUGCUGCUAGAAUUAAAACCUCCCAAGACUGAUUUGCAGGGAAACUAUAUUGUCUUGAUUAUAUAAUAUAUCACUAAUUAAGAAAUACAUUUUUAAAGGAGCAAUGAAACAAUUCAUUGUGAAGUGAACAAAAUAUUUACAUUUUUAAAAAUGUACUUAGUUUCCAGUGCUUUUUAAAAUGGAUUAUGAUGAGCAGGAUUAAAAGUGAACUUGAAGUAGUCUAUCUGGAUUAAAAAUGAAUCUGAAAUAAUUCAUUUUAAAAACUUUUUAGGAUGCAUCAGUAUUCUAGUAUCUGGAAGAACAAUGAAUCUGCAUUACGUCCAAUGAAAAUUAUAAUCAGUGACCUGAUUCAGUUGCGAAAGUGGUGAACAUGGAUCCCAGUCUUGGAUGUUAACGUGGUGUGUUUAGUUUUAAUUAAUUGAAAGUAAAUAGGGGAACAGACAGUUCAAGCAAAAGUCAUGAUCUUUUUAUGGAUUGUUUGGUUAAAUUUAAAGUCAUAUUUUUUAACAGAUUAAGGUUUUAUAAAAAUGCUUACUUUUGUCGUUAAACCAGAGGGGGUUAAUAUGCAGCCCCUAUGGCUGUUUCUGUGAUCCCUCAUCUUGGCCAAAAUCACAGCAAUUUUCUAAGGAAACAAGGCGUGCAAGGAGUGAAUGCUUUGUUUGCUAGCAGAAUCAUACUCCUGAAAGCUACUUACACAUGCUGCAGCAGCAGUUUCAGUGGGGUUGGGAGUGUAUCUCCCAGUGGGGGCAUUAUGGCUCCCUGACCCCUGGAAGUUGCCCACCCAUGAACUAAACCACAGUUCUCACCUCAUUAGAAGCAGUGUUGAGUAACUUGUCUGAAAUUCAGAAGAGCAUCUAAUCAAAUAGUAAUGUUGCCUUUUAAAGGUGGGAUGGGGGUGGAAAUGCAGGCAAGUAUUUUGUGGCUUUAAUGGGAAAGGUUUUCCGAAAUCCCACUUCAAUAGGCAAGAAGCCCAAAUACUGCAUAGUUACUGAGCACGUAGGAUAAAUGUUAGUUUUACUCAUACCCUGGAAACUACUGUGAAUUAAAUCAUGACAAAUAGUAUUAGUGUGUUUAUGACAUGUUCGUAUAAAUUGUCACAACAGGCAACCUGCAUUAGUAACAUCCUUCUUUAGUGGCAUAACUAAAGUGGUUGCCAUGGUUUUUUACUUCCCCUCCUACUGCACCCCCCACCCCACCAAGGACAGUAAAUUGGAAAUAUUUUCCUAUUGCAUUUCUUCCUUACCAUUAUUCCUUUUGUGGAAUUAUCUUUUGCAGCCAUUUUCAGACUAUUGCUUUUGUUCAGCUAAAGUUUCCUCAUUAGACCCUAUGAGUGAGAUCCAGAUCCGUGGUUCCAUUAACAAAAGGACACUAGAUUCCUUCCACUGGAAGAACAAAGAAUUUGGAUCCAACCCCUAAUGGUGAAAAAGCAUUGAAGUUCUCUAAGGAACUGUAGUGUUUAGAAACUAACAUUUCAAAUUGGCAUAAGAACUAUAUAGUUAUAACCUCAUUGCCUGCUAAUCUAUUCAGCUUGCCCGAGUGAUCUAUGAAAAGUUGCUUAUAGACUUGUUACUUUUAUGUUAGAGAGGGUCAAAAUCUCUCUUCAAAAGGGAUUAAAAUACUUGUUGAAAUCUGCUAAAUUUCAGUACCUUUUUGCUGGUGUCAUUCUUUUUAAAGCAGUAUUUUAAUUAUUUAAUGGUACGUUGUUAUAAUGGUAAUCCACCUUAGAAGCAUACGAUCAUAAUGAGAUGUGCACUUGUGAGUAAUGGAAAUCAUCCAUUUGGUGCCUCACCAUACUUCCUAAGCCUGAAUAUUUAUAUUUGAAUAUGGUUCCAUGGACUCCUCUAAACAAAAUUGUACUUGUUCACAUCAAUUGACCAAGAGCAAUCCACACACAGAAACAAGGCUCUGUGUGUAGCUUACCCUUCUGGUCCAGGUGUGUAUGUAAACAGAUGCUAUGCAUGGGUAAGCAUGCAUCCAGUCCCUUCUGCUGGAUGGGUCUUUACCUUUGCUGCAUACAUAUAAUGCUGACUAGCUGGUUGGUGUCAUUCUUGAGAGGGCUGUUUGUGUCAGGAAAACCUUAUGUGCUGCACCAUGCCAAGAAUUCUGCUGUGUACAAAGAUUUUUGUUUUUGAAUGUGGUUGUGGUGGACAUGGCUUAACUUUAUGUAAGCCACGAUAUUUAAAGUAGCCUACCAGAAAGAAACUUAUUUCAAGAAUACAUCCCUAACCACCAUCCCUUUAAAAUAUUUUAAAGUGAGCACAUUAUACUGUCUGAAUAGAAUGCUUUUUGGGAUGUUCAUACUCUUUUUGCAAUACUGAAUUUUCUAAUUUUAUUCCAUGUGAUGGAAAAAAUGACAUCUGCUUCAACUUGUAUUAAUACAAGUUUUUAAUGAUAGCAAUAGCAGGGCAGGCCCUUGGGUAAAACUGCCUGUGCUAUACUUUAAGUUACAACUGUCUGUUUUAAGAUCUAUAACAACUUAACCAGUCAAGAGUGGCCCUGAUGCUUCCAUAUUAGCAUGGCAGUCCACAGCAGAUGUUCUAUAUUUUUCUAGUUCAAGAUUUUUUAAACAAUUCAGUAUGAUCAAUAUGUUAAAUUCAGUCAUGCAUCAGCAUUUUAAUUAGCAUUUACUUUCCUGUAAUUUAUAUAAAUUUUGACUGUUUUGCAAUAAUAAGGAUGACAUUUCCUUUUAUUCAAAGUUAAUUUAACAGGAUAUAUAAUUAGAUACAGAAUGUUAAGGGACCAUCAAAUGUGACAAUGCUUCUGUUCACUAGUUACAGAUUAAAUCCUUAUAGUAAAUUUGAUUUUGUAAAGUAGUGUAAAAUAUUGUAAUAUUAAUCCUUGUUUUCUGAACUCAGACAUUGAUCUUCAGUGUGAAAUUGUAGACCAUGCUCUUCUGAAUUGGAGGCAAGGUUUUACUUGUUCCCCUUUUUACAGUUUGUAAUUUUCACUGUUUUAUUCCUGUAAAAAGUCAUUUGUAACACAUGCAAAUGCUUAUUUUAGCUGUGCUAAUUUAUCAAAUUUGGCUACUCAAUAAAAUUAAUUGAAAGAGCUUACAUAGAA
Elgaria multicarinata webbii is the source of this 6748-nucleotide messenger RNA. RefSeq names its product SEC24 homolog A, COPII coat complex component (gene SEC24A). NCBI's taxonomy places the organism in Eukaryota, Metazoa, Chordata, Lepidosauria, Squamata, Anguidae. Gene Ontology annotation, molecular function: zinc ion binding; SNARE binding. Gene Ontology annotation, biological process: intracellular protein transport; endoplasmic reticulum to Golgi vesicle-mediated transport; COPII-coated vesicle cargo loading. The transcript has 23 exons. Bases 39 to 3326 code for a protein of 1095 amino acids. The record is from RefSeq and is a predicted model, not a curated record. Gene Ontology annotation, cellular component: endoplasmic reticulum exit site; COPII vesicle coat.